UGAGCCCAGUUUGUCAAAGACCCGCAAGCCCAAACAUCAGUCAUCUCCUUCACAGGAAUCGUAAAUCAGAAAUUACCUCGACUCUGCCCUGCCACGGCUGAGAAAAUAGCAACGCUGAAACACGCUCGUCUCCACGAUCCUGCGAUCCAGCGCGGCGUGUCCAGUGAUUCCGCUCUACGACAAGUCUGCGCAGGGUGAAGAAUCGCGCGAUUCGUCUGAAAAUCGCGAUUCAUGCACGAUUCAUCCCCGAUACAGAGAUUCAACCACGGUCCAGGAACAAAAGCGAGACAACCUCCGAUUGGUAUCGGUAGCAGCUGGAAUCGUAUCCAAUCGUGCGAUACGUAUCGUGACUCUUAUUAUUGGUUGGCAAUGCAAGAUCCAAGGAAGAAGAAAAACUUAACCCAAAAGGCAUCUUUAUUUCAGUUGCAAGCGAAUGGUGUCAAGGAAGAUGGACAGACAUCUCUGUCUUUAAAAUCAAGACAGAAGGGUUCCAAGAGACACUUGAUGACUGAAGUCUCACCACCUUUUCAGAAACAAGAAGGUUCCAAUUCAGAUUCGUUGCCUGACUCCUCUGCAGCUGGAAAUGAGUACCGUGCAUUGAGGAGAAAGUAUAUGCUGCUGGAGGAUGAGAGCUUUGCAUUAGGGAAAGAGGUAAGAGAGGUUGAAGAUGAGGUAAAAACCCUUGAAGAUGAAAAGUUUGCACUGUUGGAUCAGCUUAUUGUAAUGGAAGGCCUUGUUGAUCCAACGGAGAAGCACUCUUAGUGUUUGCAACUAUGUUGACACUCUGUAUGUCAUUUCAUCUCCUGAUUUCAUACCUAUAUGUGUAAUAUAAUGCCUAAAAUAGAAGUGUCAGUGUUGGCUCCUUUUGUCUAGCUCUAGAAAUUGGAUGAUAAAAAUCAUUUGUAGAGAUUUUAAGUUGAAAUUCCAUCGUUGUUUAGGUCGCAGGCUAAAUACUUUAAUAAUUAUGUCUUUAAUCAUAGUAAACUGUUCAUAUUUCUUGUUCACUAUGUUAUAGUUUUCUAUGAAUUGUGAUAUGCAUUGUACUGUUUUAUACGGCAGCAAGAUUCUGUCGUUGGACAAUGAACUUUUGGUUCAAUUAUA
Messenger RNA from Glycine soja, 1101 nucleotides. RefSeq lists its product as uncharacterized. The record is from RefSeq and is a predicted model, not a curated record. The transcript has 2 exons. Lineage: Eukaryota; Viridiplantae; Streptophyta; Magnoliopsida; Fabales; Fabaceae. Bases 232 to 762 code for a protein of 176 amino acids.